This is a messenger RNA of Anolis sagrei ordinatus, 489 nucleotides long. The record is from RefSeq and is a predicted model, not a curated record. Lineage: Eukaryota; Metazoa; Chordata; Lepidosauria; Squamata; Anolidae.
AUGGAGAGACCCAACUCAUCUGGACCUGAAGCAGGCAAGGCCUCCGGGAGCAGUGGGGAAUCCUGGGAAAGAACUACGCAGACGUUCCUGGAUGCAGACACACAGCGCCAGCGCUUCAGGCAUUCCUCCUUCCGAGAGGGCGAGGGACCCAGAGAGGUUUGCAGCCGCCUCCACUCUUUCUGCCGCCAAUGGCUAAAGCCAGAGCAACACACCAAGGCGGAGAUGCUGGACCUGGUGAUCCUGGAGCAGUUCCUGAGCAUCCUGCCCCCAGAGAUGGGGAGUUGGGUCCGAGAGUGUGGGGCAGAGACCUCUUCCCAGGCGGUGGCCCUGGCAGAAGGCUUCCUCCUGAGUUGGGCAGAGGACGAGAAGCAGGAAGGACAGGUGAGAGCAUUGCCUCUUGGGUUCACUCACCUUGGGACUGAUGGAGAGAUUACAGGUACAUCCUGCCUUCCUUCCAAGAUGGGACCCAUGUGAGGGAGAAGCCGCACU